AUGACCAAAGCCGUCGGUCAAUGGGGUAACGUCUCGCCAAGGUUAGUCUCCACUUCAAAUAUCUCGCGUGAGCAUCGGCCUCUACUGACCGCAACUGGUAUCAUGUCGUAUGAUCGCCAUCAGGGUCAACGUCGACAAAGCCUCGGCUCGUUUGUCCGAGCAGAUGCUCGCCAGAUUCAAGCGAGGUGCGCUGUCCCGUCACCCGGACGUACACCGCCCGAUGACUGAAAUCAAAUUUCUGUUCCUUUCCAAUGACGUGAAAUAGCCCAGGGCGCUCAUAUCAACGGGCUCGAAUCCCUACCGCUUUUUGGCCUCGCGAUCGCAAGUUUUCAUCCCGAGGCUAAACCGCAGACGCUCCUAUCUCGUUGAUCAUGCGACUUACCCAGUUCGCUACGCUCACCCUCUUCAUCCAGCUUUCCGCGAACUUGACGGGUGUUCCGGUCGAGUCGAUCAACAUUGUCUCGUUCCUCUAGUAAGCUCAAGCUUGACAUUCGAAGCGGCCUUCUCCUUGAGAGAACAGCGCUCACGCCACCACGAUGGACGGGCCGACCCCAACAAACAGCCUUAUCACUCGCUUCCUCUACAACCCCAUCUACAUCUACGGUACUUCGGCCAAGAUUGCUCUCUUGAGGUGAGCUCUCGACCCGUCAUCGAGUCAAGACGGGGAGGAGGAUGGAGCGCCGUUGACCCGGGGCUGAUCGGCGCUUCACUUUGAUUGGAGCUUUCAGGAGUCUGCUCUGGGGUACCGGUCAGAGUACGUACCCAUCCAAGCCUGAGUUGUUGUUGUUUUUUGGUUCGGGGAGUGACGUGAUUCCAAGAUUCUUGCUCUUGCGCCAUGCUUCUCCUUCACAGUCGCGUCUUUAUGGUUGCUCAAACGCUCGGCCGAUCGCUGGGCCAAGGACUCGCGUCGAUUGAAGUGA
Molecule: messenger RNA, 920 nt
Organism: Microbotryum saponariae
Lineage: Eukaryota; Fungi; Basidiomycota; Microbotryomycetes; Microbotryales; Microbotryaceae
Source: the annotation of a GenBank genome assembly